UGUAGUCUCGACCCAUCCGGAGUAAGAAUAGACAGAAGAGAUUCGCCUCGUCUUUUAUAACAGAAUGCCGGAAUCAGAUAAAUCUAACAAAGUUGUCAUUAAAUCCGAGGAGAACCAAGGACGGUAUCUGGUAGCAGGAGCAGAUCUGGAGGACGGAGACAUUAUUCUUAGUGAAUAUCCUGUAGUAGCUGGACCCCUGUAUACCCGGAGUAAACCGGUUUGCCUGGCUUGUUUAAUGAUAGUCGGAGAGAACUCCUACAGGUGCAAUAAAUGCAAUUUUCCUUUGUGCGAUGAGAAAUGUGAGGAAGGAGUUUUGCACCAGGAGGAGUGCAAAAUUUUCAAGAGCGCAAACUUUAGUCCUCAGAUAGAAGAUUGGAAUUCAUUUUGUCCGAUCUAUUCAUGCAUCACUGUUUUAAGAACCCUGAUAUUAAGAGACACGGAUCCGGAGGGUUGGAAGAUAGUGGACGCGUUAAUGGAUCAUGACAAGGAAAGAACGGAGAGAGAUUCUCCAACCUGGAAAAUUCAUGAACUCCUGGUUGUUAGUUUUAUAUUAAAAACCUUAGGACUAGAACAGUUUACCCACCUGGAGAUAAGACGAGCCAUCGGUAUUCUCCGAACCAACUCCGUUAAGCUGGAGAGCAGGGUUGGGUUUGGUGAGGGGAUAGCAAUCUAUCCAACCUAUUCAUUUGCCAACCACAGCUGCCUUUGCAACUCCCAUACUAAGAAGUAUAAGGAUCUCAGGCUUGAACUAAUAGCUCAGACUUCAAUAAAANAAGGGGAAAUAGUGUGGACUCGGUAUACAACUCCACAAUUGGGAAAUUUCCAGAGAAUCGCCGACAUUCAGAGAACGUGGCAUUUUCAGUGUUCUUGCGCACGUUGUCAGGAUCCAACAGAGUUUGGAACUAUGCUGAGUGGGUUGAUGUGUAGAGAGGGAUGUCCAGGAAUUCUUCUUCCUAAACAUUCAAAUAUUUUAGGUUCCCCCUGGAGCUGCUCCGUGUGUAAGAAGAGAAUAGGAAUCCUAACCGUAGAGAAGGUUAUCAAGGAAGUCACGGAGGAUAUUGGCAAAAAUAGAGAGGAAUCAAACCAGGAUUUAAUUAAACUCAUUCAGAAGUACGAAGGAACGGUUCUGCAUCCCAACCACUACCUACUCCUUGGUAUUAAGGAGAUCAUCCUCCAGAGGUUGAUGAUGGACCUCAACAACAAGGAGAAAUAUAACAGACUCUCCAGGGAGGAUAAGAUCAGUUCUUUGAGCCUACGGAGCAAACUGUUCCGAGAGAUUGUGUGUAUCCUUGAGAUUGUUGAUUCUCCAGGUGCACCCUGGAGACAGAAACUGGAGAAGAUGGAGAAAGAGGAGAAAGAACUCUUAAGACAACUUUAAUUCAUUCUUUUUAAUAGUAAAAAAUAUAGAAAAUUCGGGUUUUAACUGUUAUUUUUUUUCUUCAAAACUUUACCCAGUUUUUGUACUUUCAGGAGUUAUUAUUUUUCUUUAAUUUAGAAAUAUGAAAUAUUCUCUGAUUAUCUAUAGUAUUGCAUUAGACCCUCACAGACUUCUUUUUAUAAAUAUCUCCAUAAUUUCUGAAAAUAAUUUUAUUACUCAUGCACCAACUAUAUACUAUUACGCUUUAUUAUUAUUAUAAACGCAUUACUAUGGCCGCCUCAGUUUAGUAUAUAAAAAGCAUGGAAAAUGGCCUUUGUGUGUUUUGAAUUGAAUAGCUGGCAUUGUGCACAAUAUUGUUAUCUGUUUUCAUUAUGUACGAUGAGUAUUUGUAAAGUGCAAUAUGCAUUAUUCAAUUAGUUCAUUUUUCUGUACAUGACAUUAAUGUUGCAUUAGCUAAAUUAUAUUCGAAUAAUUAUUCGGAUCCGGUGCAGGUGAAUCUUGCUACUUCUCAUCCUUUUAAUACCCCUCCCUGGACUUGGCAGCUUAU
Messenger RNA from Eurytemora carolleeae, 1925 nucleotides. Its product is annotated as protein msta. Lineage: Eukaryota; Metazoa; Arthropoda; Copepoda; Calanoida; Temoridae. The record is from RefSeq and is a predicted model, not a curated record. Bases 65 to 1378 code for a protein of 437 amino acids. The transcript has 5 exons.